AUGGCGAAGCAUAACAAGAAUACGUCCAAGGCUCCAUCAGCACCGUUGCCCACCAAGACUCAUGAUCCUAAGCAGGUCGUGUUCCAGAAGCUGGAUGAUCUCCGACUGAUGUGUCCAUCCGAGCGCCGUGGCCUAGCGAAUGGCCCUCGUGUUGGAAUCUAUAUCGGAGACGAGAAGAUCAUGGAGUUGCCGAGGCGAGCCGCCAUGGCUGCGUCUGCGGUUCUAAACACCCACCUUCGGAAGGGGAUGCAUGUUACCAACUUCAGAUUCAAGAACACCAUCCCAGACGCAAACGCGGUUCGAUUCGUGCUUGGUGACUGGCUCAGGGAGAGCUGCACGGUUGCAGAGGAGGUAGACCAAAUUCCGUCAGCAGAUACAUUCUCCCAGAACCUGAAGAGGCUCCAAGCUGCUCGUUUGCUGGGAAUGGACCGGUAUGCGACUCAUAUUCUCAUCUAUCACGUCGACUACCUGAAGACACGCCUCCCGACCUAUGAAGAGAUCUUGGAUGUCAUCAAGUUCCGCACCUCGAAUCGAGACCCGCUGUACACUGCCAUGAUCAACCAUCUGGGUUGGUUGCUGCGACGUAAAUAUAUUCCCGAUCCUGAAGAGUUCGAAAGCUUCUUACAGUUGCAUGACGAGCUCCGCCAGUCGAUCUCGAAAAACUGUGCGUACUUUGAGAAGAGGCGCCAGGAAAACGUGAAGUCGCACAAGAAAAAUUAAUUUCAUUAUUUCCCAUCAAAAGAACACCAC
Aaosphaeria arxii CBS 175.79 is the source of this 750-nucleotide messenger RNA. RefSeq lists its product as uncharacterized. The record is from RefSeq and is a predicted model, not a curated record. Bases 1 to 720 code for a protein of 239 amino acids. The transcript has a single exon. Lineage: Eukaryota; Fungi; Ascomycota; Dothideomycetes; Pleosporales.